AUGGUCGAGGCCAAGAAGGAGAAACCCACCGUCAUUGUGGAGGACCUUCGCGAACACGCCCGUCAGAUAGAGAAGAGUGUCAACGCGAAGGAGCAGCGUCACAUCUUGCGUGUCCUCCGAUCGCUGACUGCCACGCGAAAGAACGUCAACGCUCAAAUCUUGCGCCGGGUCAUCAACAGCUUCUACAACUCGGUGCCGGCUCAGCGAGAUGCUCUGCUCGCCUACAUCGAAGAGCCCAUGGACACGGGCGUCGAGGGCGUGAAGACGCCCAAGUCAAAGAUGGCCAAUCUGAAUCUUCUCCCAGAGCACGAUGUUUACUUUCAUCUGCUGGUCGUCCUCUACUUGCUUGAUCUGAAUAAUCCCAAGAGCGCCAUCAACUGCUCGGAUGCCUUGAUGGCUAAGGUUAGCAAACAGAAUCGCCGCACUUUGGAUGUUCUGGCUGGCAAAGCCUACUACUAUCAUAUGCGUUGCUAUGAGCUCAACGGACAGCUCAGCGAAACCAAAAACUUCUUCCACAGUCGCCUUCGAACUGCUACACUUCGUAAUGAUUACGAAGGCCAAGCUGUUCUGCUGAAUUGCCUUCUCCGAAUGUACCUGCACUACAAUCUCUACGAUCAAGCCUCAAAGCUGGUCUCAAAGUCCACCUUUCCGGAGAUUGCUUCCAACAACGAGUGGGCUCGAUUUCUGUACUACCUGGGGCGCAUCAAGGCCAUUCAGCUGGAGUACUCUGAGGCUCGCAAGCAUCUGCUUCAGGCUACCCGAAAGGCCCCUCAGCAGUCGGCAAUUGGCUUCAAGCAAAUUGUCCACAAACUGCUGAUCACUGUUGACUUGCUUCUGGGCGACAUCCCCGAGCGCUCUAUCUUCCGCGAUCCCACCUUGCGUCGUCCACUGGCUCCGUACUUUCAACUCACUCAGGCUGUGCGCACUGGCAACUUGCAGCGCUUUAACGAGGCGCUGGAGAAGUUCGGCUCCAAGUUUCAGACCGACCACACCUACACUCUGAUUAUUCGUCUUCGCCACAACGUCAUCAAGACUGCCAUUCGCAUGAUUAACCUCUCCUACUCGCGCAUCUACCUGAAGGAUAUCGCUGAAAAGUUGAUGCUCGACAAUGUGGAGGACGCCGAGUACAUUGUGUCGAAGGCGAUUCGCGAUGGCGUCAUUGAGGCUACCAUCGACCACGAGCGAGGUUUCAUGCAGUCGAAGGAGACGUCAGACAUCUACUGCACCUCGGAGCCACUGGACGCCUUUCACAGUCGCAUCUCCUUCUGCCUUGACAUUCACAACCAGUCAGUCAAGGCGAUGCGCUUUCCGCCU
This is a messenger RNA of Rhagoletis zephyria (snowberry fruit fly), 1314 nucleotides long. Lineage: Eukaryota; Metazoa; Arthropoda; Insecta; Diptera; Tephritidae. The record is from RefSeq and is a predicted model, not a curated record.